AGGACAAUAGAUGCCCAGACGUGUUUUGUGCGCGGUCGUGCUCGUAUAAAUUUUUACUUCGCGAUCCAGUGUUUAUAUUCCAUUUAUUUAUUUAUUUAUUAUUAUUUACAAACCCAGAAAGUGCUCUCGUACCGCGAGUCGCUUUUGCCGAUAAAACAAUCCGAUUAAUGCGUCUAUUCGAACAGUGUUGGUGUAGUUUGUCGUUGUUUAAUUAAAUAACGAAUUUUUAUAAAUCCAAUCAAAAAAAAAAAAUAACAAAUAAUAAAUAAUAAUUAAAAAAAUAAAAUAUCAGAAUUAAUCAAUAUAAAAAUUGAUUUAUUUUUUUGAAUGUCUAGAUCCUGGUGGUCAAAUGACGGAUAGUGAGGCAGCUGAACGUUGCCACGGUGUGCCCGGGGUUUGAUAUGUGUUUGUGUGUGAGUGAAAAAUUUUUCAUUUUUUUAUUGUGUGGAUAAAAAUAUAAUGAUUAAACCCGGCUUUGCAACAAUGGAGCGACGAAAUUAUUUGGAUUACAAAUCGUCACUGGUCAUACAAUUUACUCUGCUGUUUAUCAUCUCUACAUCGGUGCCAUCAGUUUUUGGUUUCAUCUCCUGUUCGCCGAGUCCUUGCAAGAACGGUGGGCACUGCGUGUCUCCGCUGCCUGGCGAAUCUUAUUGCAACUGUACAUCAAAAUAUGUGGGAGAAUAUUGUCAGCAUCUGAACCCUUGUCACAAAGGCCCGCGAUGUCAAAAUGGCGGGUCUUGUCGCGUCAAAGAGAAUCCAAAUGGAACGCCAUCUUUCACUUGUGAUUGUCCGAUUGGUUUUAGUGCUAGUCUCUGUGAAAUACCUAUGGACAAUGCAUGUAAUUCAUCUCCAUGUUUAAAUGGCGCUGCUUGUGUUUUACAUUCACUUGAAGAAUACACUUGUUCGUGUACAUUCGGCUUUACAGGACAAUAUUGCGAGAGACAAGACCAUUGCUCUUCAGCACCCUGCAAAAAUGGCGCUGAGUGCCAGUCUCUUGACAAUGGGUAUCAAUGCAAGUGCGCAUUGGGAUUUACUGGACCGACUUGUGCUGAUGAUAUCAAUGAGUGUGAUCGGGAUCCUUGUGUUUAUGGAUCUUGUUACAAUACACCGGGUUCUUAUAAAUGUAGCUGCGAUUCGGGAUACACUGGACAUAACUGCGAAAGUGAAUACAUACCAUGUGAUCCAACGCCGUGUUUAAAUGGUGGAUCAUGUCGACAAUUGAACGAGCUAGAGUACGAAUGUACCUGUCCAGAGGGGUUCAGAGGCCAACACUGCGAAGAGAACAUCGACGACUGCAUAGGAAACCUGUGUCAGAAUGGCGCGACAUGUGUGGACCGAGUUAAUGAGUACGCAUGUCUAUGUCCGCCGACAUUCAGAGGACCGCAGUGUGAAACUGACGUUGACGAGUGCUCGGUCCGCCCUUCUAUUUGUCACAAUGGCGGGACUUGCACCAAUUCGCAUGGAAGUUACUCCUGCAUAUGUGUCAACGGCUGGACUGGAGCUGACUGCAGUAUCAAUAUCGACGAUUGUAAUGCAGCGGCUUGCUUCAAUGGCGCUACUUGCAUCGACCGCGUUGGCAGUUUUUACUGCCAGUGCACUGCCGGAAAGACUGGUUUGCUAUGUCAUCUUGAUGAUGCCUGUACGUCAAAUCCAUGUCACGAGGGUGCAAUAUGUAACACAAGUCCCAUCAAUGGUUUUUAUACUUGCGCUUGUGCUUCUGGGUAUGAAGGAAUCGAUUGUUCGCAGGAUCAGAACGAGUGUGCUCAAGGUUCUCCUUGCGAGCACGAUGGAAUCUGCGUGAAUACACCGGGUUCUUUUGCCUGCAACUGUACCCAAGGAUUCACGGGACCAAGAUGUGAAACAAAUGUCAACGAGUGCGAGUCUCAUCCCUGUCAAAACGACGGUUCCUGUCUCGACGAUCCCGGAACAUUUCGGUGUGUCUGCAUGCCAGGUUACACGGGAACGCAGUGUGAGAUCGACAUCGAUGAAUGCGCAACGAACCCCUGCCUGAACAACGGUGUAUGCACGGACUUGGUGAAUUCAUUUAAAUGUGACUGCGCGAAAGGAUUCGCGGGAUCGCAUUGUCAGAUAAACAUAGACGAUUGUGCGUCAGCGCCUUGCAAAAACGGUGGCACAUGCCAGGACUCGAUAGCCAAAUACACAUGUGAAUGUCCGCCAGGAUUCACCGGAGCCUCUUGUGAAACGAAUAUCAAUGACUGCCAGUCGAAUCCAUGUCACAGCGGGACCUGCAUCGACGGAGAGAACUCAUUUAGCUGCAGCUGUUUCCCCGGUUUCACUGGGAAACUCUGUCAAACCCAGAUUGACGAGUGCGAGAGCAAUCCUUGUCAGUUCGGUGGUAGAUGCGAGGAUAGAAUAAACGGAUAUCAGUGCAUAUGUCGCCCUGGUACCUCCGGCACUAAUUGCGAAAUCAAUGUCAAUGAGUGCUACAGCAAUCCUUGCAGAAACGGCGCUAGGUGCAUCGACGGCAUCAACAGCAAUCGGAUGCCUGGUCUAGGAUGGUACUCAUGUGAAUGCGAGCCGGGUUUCACAGGCCAGCACUGCGAGACAGACAUCAACGAGUGUUCAAGCAACCCAUGUGCAAACGGCGGCCGCUGCAUCGACCUGAUAAACGGCUACCGCUGCGAAUGUCCCCGUGGUUACUACGACGCGCGUUGCCUAAGCGACGUGGACGAAUGCGCGAGCAAUCCUUGCGUAAACGGCGGCACCUGCGAGGACGGAGUGAACCAGUACAUUUGCCACUGUUUACCGGGUUACGGCGGCAAAAGAUGUGAAGCGGACAUCGACGAGUGUGGUUCCAACCCCUGCCAACACGGCGGUUCCUGCAUCGACCACCUGAACGACUACAGCUGUCAAUGUCUCGCCGGCUACGCAGGCAUAAACUGCGAAACGAACAUCGACGACUGCGUAGCGAACCCUUGUCAAAACGGAGGUUCCUGUAUCGACCUAGUCAACGACUACAAGUGCGUCUGCGAACUGCCUCACACCGGCCGGAACUGCGAGGACAAACUAGACCCCUGUUCCCCGAACAAAUGUCUCCACGGCGCGAAAUGUACGCCAUCUUCAAACUUCCUAGACUUCGCCUGUACCUGCCCAGUGGGAUACACCGGGCGUCUCUGCGACGAGGACGUAGACGAGUGUGUGAUGACUUCUCCAUGCCGGAACGGCGCCACCUGCCGGAACACCAACGGUUCCUACCACUGCGUCUGCGCAAAAGGUUACGAGGGCCGCGACUGUAUCAUAAACACCGACGACUGCGCGUCUUUCCCUUGCCAAAACGGUGGAACCUGUCUUGACGGAAUCGGCGACUACACCUGCUUAUGCGUCGAUGGGUUCAACGGCAAGCACUGCGAGCUCGACAUUGACGAGUGUCAAUCCUCUCCUUGUCAAAACGGCGCGAUCUGCAACCAAUAUGUCAAUUCCUACACCUGCCAAUGCAAACUAGGCUUCUCUGGAAUAAAUUGUCAAACAAACGACAACGACUGCACCACCAGCAGUUGCAUGAACGGCGGAAAAUGCCUCGACGGAAUCAACAGCUACACUUGCGUUUGCCAACCAGGUUACACUGGUUCAAACUGCCAAUACAGAAUAAACGAGUGCGACAGUUCUCCGUGCCUGAACGGCGCAACUUGUCACGACGAUAUAAAUCAUCACUACACUUGCCAUUGCACUUACGGAUACACUGGCCAGCGUUGCGACAUGUACGUCGACUGGUGCGCGGACCAACCUUGCGAGAACGGCGCUACUUGCGUUCAGCACAAGAACAAGUACCACUGCAAUUGUUCCCCAGGCUGGACUGGAAAAGUCUGCGACGUUGAAAUGGUCUCUUGCAAAGACGCAGCUAUCCGGAAGAACAUCCCCAAGGAAUUCCUGUGCAACAACGGCACUUGCGAGGACAUCGGGAACAGCCACCGCUGUCAUUGCCUCGAAGGCUACACAGGUUCUUACUGCCAGACUGAAAUCAACGAGUGUGACUCUGCUCCUUGCCAAAACGGAGCUAUUUGCAAAGACUUAAUUGGAUCCUACCAGUGCCAAUGCGCUCAAGGAUUCCAGGGUCAAGAUUGUGAGCUAAACAUUGACGACUGCCAACCCAACCCUUGUCAAUUCGGAGGAACUUGCCAUGAUUUGAUAGACAGCUUCAGCUGUUCUUGUCCUCCAGGCGCUCUGGGGUACAUUUGCGACCUGAAUCCUCAAGACUGUAUGCACGACUCUUGCCACAAUAACGGUACCUGUAUUGACAAAGUAGGCGGGUUUGAGUGUAUCUGCCCACCGGGAUUUGUCGGACCUCGCUGCGAAGGUGACAUCAAUGAAUGUUUAUCUAACCCUUGUGCUAAUCCUGGAACUCAAGAUUGUGUUCAGCUGGUGAAUAAUUAUCAUUGUAAUUGCAAACCAGGCUACAUGGGGCGCCACUGCGAGGUCAAGGUUAAUUUCUGUGAAAGCUCUCCUUGCCAGAACGGUGGAGUUUGCACUGCAAAGCAAGCUGGACACAUCUGUACCUGCCCGCCAGAUUACUACGGACACAAUUGUGAGUUUGUUGGGUCGUACUGCGAUAAUAAACCUUGUCUUCAUGGAGGAACUUGUCGAGUAACUCCCACAGAAAUGGGGUACAGGUGUUACUGCCCGCCGGGAACUUCAGGAACUCACUGUGAGAUUGAUACCAAGGACGAGUGUGAGAGCAACCCGUGCCAGCAACCUGAUGCGACUUGUGAGAAUCUUGUUGGUGAUUACGCUUGCUACUGUCCUCCGAAAUGGACCGGCAAGAACUGUGAGGUCUACGAUACUAAUAGUCGGGGUGGAAUCUUUGGAAGACCUAACUCAGUAGCUCCUAAGAGUCCAGUUGACUUGGACCAGGAGCGGGAGAAGCAGAGGUGCAUGGAGAACAGGUGCGACCAGAAGGCCGGAAACGGCCGCUGUGAUCAAGAGUGCAACACUCACGCUUGUCACUUUGACGGAAAUGACUGCUCUCUUGGUAUCAACCCCUGGAAGAACUGCACUGCGCCUAUCAACUGCUGGGAUGUCUUUAUGAACAACCAGUGCGAUGAAGUUUGCAACAACGCCCAGUGUCUCUUCGACGGGCGCGAUUGCGAGAAAACUUUGGCGCCUUGCAAUCCUAUUUAUGACGCCUACUGCAGAAAACAUUACGCCAACGGGUACUGCGACUACGGCUGCAACAACGCCGAGUGUAACUGGGACGGUCUUGACUGCGAGAACGAACCCGAGUCACUUGCCGAGGGUGUUAUUUCUAUCGUAGUUAGGAUGGACAUGAAGACCUUCCAGGAUGAAGAGCUUGCCUUUUUGAGGUACAUUGGUCAUCAAUUAAGAACUACACUGCGCAUUAAGUUAGACGAACUGGGCAACAGGAUGGUCUACCCAGUCAGCGACAAUGUUGACUCGAUGUUCGCAAGACCAGGAGGGUUCUCUGGAAACAAGCAUGGAGUCAAAGCUUUCCUGGAGAUUGAUAAUCGUAAAUGUUCAACUACUGAAGGCGCAGUUUGCUUCGCUAGCGCUAAUGAAGCCGCGGAAUUCCUGGCUGCUACAGCUUCAAAGCAGGCGUUGUUGAGUAGUUAUCCGAUAGAAUCCGUAAAAGGAUUAGUUGGACCAGCUCCAGGUCCAGAAUAUCCCGAAACUCCAACGAAUUAUAAGUAUGUCUUCAUUGGACUGGUUAUUGUGCUAAUUGGCGGAAUGCUGAUUGGAGUUCUAGUCACUGCGCGGAACAAACGCGCAGUAGGCAUUACUUGGUUCCCAGAAGGGUUCUUGAGGUCCAAUGCUGGAAGUGGUCAACGGAGGCGCAGUCGCAGGCGCGGUCCAGACGGCCAGGAAAUGCGAAACUUGAACAAACAGCCGUCAGUUAAUUGCAUGGACCUGGAUAUUGUAAAUGGUCGGACUCAGCAAUGGUCUGAUGAUGAUUCUGAGUUGCCUCCGACUAAGCGGAUGCGAGCCAUUGAACCUGGGUACGCUAGUGAUCAUACAGCGAUGACUGAGUAUGGUGAUGAAGUGAAUGAUCCCAGGAUGUGGACCCAGCGGCACUUGGACGCUGCGGAGAACUGUCCGGGAGUAAAUGGAGUUCUGACUCCACCGAAUUUAGAACAUGGAAAGGACAUUGACGCCAAAGGCCCUUGUGGUAUGACACCGCUGAUGGUGGCGUCGGUCCGCGGCGGCGGACUGGAUACUGGAGAAGAGGAUGAUGAUAGUGAUGGAACUGCUGCGGUUAUUGCGGACCUGGUGGCGCAGGGAGCGGACCUGAACGCCACUACGGACAAGAGUGGAGAGACUUCUCUUCACCUGGCUGCUAGAUACGCCAGGGCUGAUGCAGCUAAGAGACUGCUUGAUGCUGGAGCGGAUGCUAACUCUCAAGACAACACUGGAAGGACUCCGCUACACUCGGCUGUGGCGGCCGACGCGAUGGGAGUCUUCCAGAUUUUACUGAGGAACAGGGCUACUAAUUUGAACGCGCGCAUGCACGAUGGAACUACUCCGCUGAUUCUUGCUGCGAGGCUGGCUACGGAAGGCAUGGUCGAGGAUUUGAUCAAUGCUGAUGCUGAUAUCAAUGCUGCGGAUAAUAGUGGAAAGACAGCGCUGCAUUGGGCCGCUGCGGUUAACAAUGUUGAUGCGGUUAAUAUUUUGCUGGUCCAUGGUGCAAAUCGCGAUGCUCAGGAUGAUAAAGAUGAGACACCGCUGUUUCUAGCGGCGAGAGAAGGCAGCUUUGAAGCUUGUAAAGCUUUGUUGGAUACUUUUGCUAAUAGGGAGAUUACUGAUCAUAUGGAUAGGUUGCCGAGAGAUGUUGCCAGUGAGCGACUACAUCAUGAUAUUGUUAGGUUACUUGAUGAACAUGUUCCUAGGUCGCCGCAAAUGGUGUCUGUUAUGCCUAAUGGGCCUCUUAUGGGUUCUCCGAACCAUUCACAAUUGAUAACACCACCAACAGUGAUAGGCUCAGCGCCAAAACAGUCAAAGGCAAAGAAGCGUCCAAAAACAAGCGGCCCGGGCAACCCAACGUCUCCAGACUCAGAAGGCGCGGUGGUUGCAGCAGUCCGCAGAAAACCCUCGGUGAAGAAGCUAGCAGUGAAGCGCGGCGCCCAGCCACCAAACCAGGAGAUCCCCCAAGGAGCCGAGGGAGCUGAAGGAAAUCUUCCAAGCCCGUACGACAGCGCGAGCUUGUACAGCAACGCUUUGGCUCAUGUGAACCACACGACGACCACGGCGAAGCAGCCGCCCCCUUACGAGGACUGCAUCAAGGGCCAGUCGAUGCAAACUCUCCAACAGCUGGGUCUGGACACCUUCACGAGUGCCUACGGUCUGCCAAAUUUUCACGACCAGCUGCUAGCACCCCACCAGCGGCAGACCCAGGGGAUGAUCAACACCCUGUCGCCGCCUUACAGCAACCAGUCUCCGCCUCACUCGGUCCAGUCGAACAUGACCUUGUCGCCCCAGGCGAGCUACAUGGGCUCCCCGUCGCCGGCCAAGAGUCGGCCAUCGCUUCCCACUUCCCCAACACACAUGGCCGCCAUGAGACAGGCGACCCACCAAAAGCACGGAGGCAUGCCUCCGGUAGGGUUCGACUUUGAGACCCAUCCCUACGCCACUGGGCCGACCCAGAUGCAGCAGAUGCAAUCCCAGCAGCAGCAACAGCAGCAACAACAGCAGCAGCAGCAGCAGCAGCAGCAGCAACAACAGCAACAACAGCAGCAACAACAGCAGCAGUACUAUCAGUACUUGACACCUCCCUCGCAUCAUUCUGGGGCUGACGUAACUCCUCAGCACUUGAUGCAAGCUCCAGAGAGCUUCCCCACACCCUCUCCCGACAGUCCUGGGCACUGGUCUUCCAGCUCGCCACACUCCAACAGCGACUGGAGCGAAUGUAUGGCCUCUCCCAACGCCUACGCACCUGGAGCUCAGCAUCAGGGCAAUAAAGGCUCCGAGGCAAUUUAUAUUUAAGCUUUUUUAUUGUAAUAGUUAUUAUUAUUAAUUUUUUUUUAUAUACAUAUAAUAUUAAGUCAAGUGUUAUUUAUACAUAUAUACAUAUUAAAUAUAAAUAUGAAUUUAUAGUAGGGUUUUUUUUUUUAGUCUCGAAUUUUAAGACUAAUUUAAAAUCGCGUCUUUCGUAAAACGGGUUACAAUAUUUUGGGUUGUAGUUGACUAGUUAGUUAGACUGACAACAUUCUGAAUUGAUAAAUUACUAGAACUUAGAAGGUAAAUAUAAAAUGUUAUUUAAAAUAAUUAAUUUUACGAGUUUUACAAAGAAAAAACUA
Molecule: messenger RNA, 8264 nt
Organism: Cotesia glomerata
Lineage: Eukaryota; Metazoa; Arthropoda; Insecta; Hymenoptera; Braconidae
Gene: N
Product: neurogenic locus Notch protein
Exons: 12
Coding region: 460-7950 (2496 amino acids)
Biological process (GO): regulation of developmental process; Notch signaling pathway; multicellular organism development
Cellular component (GO): membrane
Molecular function (GO): Notch binding; calcium ion binding
Source: RefSeq, a predicted model, not a curated record